UGAAAUAGGAGUCGACAUUAAUGGAUGAUUUGGGUGCAGUUUCUGAACCCUCUGUUCAAACAGAACAAGAAGAUGAUAAAUCAAAGUUACCAGAGACAGAUUUACCGCAGCCUCCAGAUUCUAAUCCAACAGGUCGGCCUGCUGAAGCUUGGAAAAGUGGGCUAUGUGCUUGCUGCAAUAAUCCAUGCAAUGCUCUCGUAACUGCUUUGUUCCCGUGCGUGACGUUCGGUCAGGUUGCAGAAAUGGUAGAUGAAGGCAACAUCGCAUGUUGUACUAGUAUAACGCUUUACAUGGGGAUGUGCUUGGCGAUUGGCUUGGGGAUAGGCUUAUGCUGCAAGUGGAAGUAUGGGUUAUGUAAACAGACAGCAGACUACCGAACUAAACUGAGGAAAAAGUUCAACCUUCCACAGAGUCCUGCACCGGACUGGGCCGCUCAUUUAUGCUGUCAUUGGUGUGCUCUCUGUCAAGAAUACAGGGAGCUUCAAUCCAGAGGCUUCGAUCCGUCUCUUGGUUGGAAGAAGAACGAAGCAAAGAAUAGAGAAAAGGAUCAGCAACAAACAAUGGAGCACCCAAUGAACCAAAAUGACGAAAUGAAGAAAUUAAGUUCAAUUAAAGUAGGAAUUCUAGUGUCUGUAUUUCAAAGUUCAUCUACUUUAUUAUUUACGACUGAAUUGUUGUUGCAGCACGUUGAAAUAAUAGCUGAUAGCUAAUAUUAUCUAAUAACUGAAAUAAUGUUUUGAAUUUGAGUAAAAGUUGAAUACAGCUGAACAAUUGUAAAUCUAUUUAAUUAGUCUGUCAAGAAAAUUGUUUCUUCAUA
Pistacia vera is the source of this 817-nucleotide messenger RNA. Its product is annotated as protein PLANT CADMIUM RESISTANCE 4-like. Lineage: Eukaryota; Viridiplantae; Streptophyta; Magnoliopsida; Sapindales; Anacardiaceae. The transcript has 4 exons. Bases 21 to 710 code for a protein of 229 amino acids. The record is from RefSeq and is a predicted model, not a curated record.